GGGGGGAGAGCUAGGCUUUGAUCACUCGAGAUUGCGAGAACCAUAUUUCACCAUUCAGGCGGCCUAGGAGGGAGGUGGAUUUGCCUCGUCGGCGUCGCGCUCGUGCCUCGGAUGAGAUGGGCGGUGGGAAGGCCGAGAAGGCGCGGCGGUCGGCGCGGGUUUGGCUGUGGGUAGCGCGGGCGAGCACUGUGCUGCUCUGGACCUGCGUCGUGCACUUCGCGGCCUUCCGGGAGCUGUCGGCGCCGAGCGUGCUCACGAUGUGGCCCGGCUGCGUCACCCAGCUUCACGUCGUGCAGCAACCGUCUGAGGCGGUGGCGGUGGCUGCGGCCGGCGGCGAGAGGGCGGGAGCGCGAGCAGGCGUGCUUCCGCUGAAGAGAAUCUACAAGAACAAUGGCUAUCUGAUGGUCUCCUGCAAUGGUGGGCUCAACCAGAUGCGAGCAGCUAUUUGUGAUAUGGUGACGAUUGCAAGAUAUUUGAACGUCACUCUUAUCGUACCAGAGUUGGAUAAAACUUCAUUUUGGGCUGAUCCUAGUGAGUUCCAAGAUAUAUUCGACGUGGACCACUUCAUAGCAUCACUAAGAGACGAGGUCCGAAUACUGAGACAACUGCCUACAAGGCUGAAAAGAAGAGUUGAAAUGGGAUUUCUUUACUCCAUGCCGCCCGUCAGUUGGUCUGAUAUCUCCUAUUACCAUCAUCAGAUUCUUCCACUGAUAACGAAGUACAAGGUCCUUCACCUGAACAGGACUGAUGCUCGCCUUGCAAAUAAUCGUUUACCCUUGGAGAUUCAGAAACUGAGGUGCCGUGUCAAUUAUGCUGCAUUGAGAUUUACCCCUGAAAUAGAAAAGUUGGGCAGGCGUCUGGUUCAAGUUCUUCGUCGGGAUGGACCCUUCGUAGUUCUUCACUUACGGUAUGAGAUGGACAUGCUCGCCUUCUCUGGGUGCACACACGGUUGCAGCAACAAGGAGGCUGAAGAGCUCACAAGAAUGAGAUAUGCCUACCCAUGGUGGAAAGAGAAAGUGAUUGACUCCAAUGCAAAGAGGAAAGAUGGGAUGUGUCCGUUAACUCCGGAGGAGACUGCAAUGGUAUUGAAGGCACUCGGCAUUGAUCGCAAUUAUCAAAUUUACAUUGCUGCAGGCGAAAUAUAUGGUGGACAAAGAAGAAUGACUACCCUUACCUCAGCUUAUCCCAAUGUGGUAAGAAAAGAGACACUAUUACCUUCAGAUAUCGGUCUUUUCCAGAACCAUUCUUCCCAGAUGGCAGCAUUGGAUUAUAUGGUGUCCCUGGAGAGUGAUAUUUUCAUCCCCACUUAUGAUGGUAACAUGGCAAAAGUUGUUGAAGGUCAUCGCAGAUACAUGGGGUUCAAGAAGACGGUACUGCUAGAUCGGAAGCUUAUUGUUCAGCUCGUUGAUCAGUAUAAAAACAACACGAUGAGCUGGACUGAUUUCACCUCUGCUGUUAAGGCAUCACAUACCGGCCGCAUGGGUGAACCGUCUAGGAGGCAGGUGAUCCCUGACAAACCCAAGGAAGAGGACUACUUCUAUGCGAAUCCUUACGAGUGUUUGCACCAACCAGAUGAUCUCCCAGUCUUGUGAUACCCGCAGUAUAAGUGUAUAACACAAUUUACAGGAUUGUGAAAGACUAUACUUCAAAUUGAAUUGGCAAUAACUUAGGGGGUCUCGUUUGUCCUGAUGAACAAGCGUAUGAGAGAUAAAAUGCCUCCUUUGGUUAGGUGAUUGUUAGAUACAGAUUGAUGCCAUGAUUUGCCGAUUCUUUUUUGUUCAAAAUAAACGAUCUGUAUUUUUGGUUUGUACAGAUGGAGAAAUUACUGUUAAUUAAAGAGGGGUGGAGUUUAUUACUAACUGGCUUUGCGACAGAGGUGUUU
Messenger RNA from Phragmites australis (common reed), 1882 nucleotides. RefSeq names its product rhamnogalacturonan I rhamnosyltransferase 1-like. Gene Ontology annotation, cellular component: cytoplasm. The transcript has 8 exons. The record is from RefSeq and is a predicted model, not a curated record. Lineage: Eukaryota; Viridiplantae; Streptophyta; Magnoliopsida; Poales; Poaceae. Bases 117 to 1592 code for a protein of 491 amino acids.